UGAGUUUUCAGAGGCCUUCUUGGCCCGAUUUAUUCCCAGGAGCAUCAGAGAUCAGCUCAGAGAUCAGUUUGCUCGGUUAGAGCAGGGCUCCAUGACAGUAUCAGAGUAUGAGGCCCGAUUCCACGAGCUCUCCAGGCAUGCCGCCAUGAUAUUACCUACUGAGGAGGAGAGGGUUCGUUGUUUUGUUCGGGGUUUGAGACUACAGUUGCGGAUUGAGACUCAGUCUUUAGUCUCAGCGGGCCGCUCAUUUCUAGAUGUAGUGGACCAUGCCCGCACUAUCGAGCAGCUCCGUCGCGAGGCCCAAGGGGGCAGCGGCAAGAGACCUAGACAGGAGGAUAGCUAUGAUAGGCGCCGUUUCAGACCCCGAGGGUCUUAUGAUAGAUCCCAGCAGAGGUUUCAGUCGGGUCAGUCUAGUAGCCCCUUCCAGGCUGCUCUCCAGGCAUCAGAGGGUGAUCAGCACCGCCAUAUUGGUUUUAGUGCCGGUCCUAGUCGGGGCCGAGAUAGUUCACAGAUGGGUUCUUCUGGCCGGGGUAGCCGACCUCCAGCUCUCAGUCGACAGUUCCAGGGGUGUUAUGAAUGUGGGGGGUUAGAUCAUUGGGCCCGCGAGUGUCCCCAUCGCAGGUUAGCCUUACCCGCUCCACAGGCAGCUAGGCAUGCGCCAGCACCUCCAGCUAGAGGCAGAGGCCAGGGACAGGACCGUAGGGGUGGUCACCAGGGUAUACGGGGUGGUCCCCGAGGAGGCAGAUUAGGGGGCAGAGUCGAUGCACAGGGUAGGGGAGUCCAGGCCCACUUUUAUGCAGCUCCAGCUAGAGCAGAUGCUGAGACCUCGGACGAUGUGAUCACAGGUCCGAGCACUAGUAGUCAGCGUUGAUCGAGCUUGGAGUAGACUUAUCCGGAGACGGGGGUGAGCACACGGCGUUUUGUACUAUUUCAGUCUCCAUCUGUAUAUAUAGACUUGUCUUUUUCCUUUCGAGACAGUCCAAUCUCUGUUGUCCAGUUUUGCGACUUGUACUCAUUUUAUAGUAGCUCUGUACUAGUGACUUCCAGGUUCUGGGAGGGAUCUUUAUUUGUAUAUAUGUUUUUGGUUUGCUUCCGCCUGUUUAUA
Messenger RNA from Solanum stenotomum, 1105 nucleotides. RefSeq lists its product as uncharacterized. The transcript is spliced from 2 exons. The record is from RefSeq and is a predicted model, not a curated record. Lineage: Eukaryota; Viridiplantae; Streptophyta; Magnoliopsida; Solanales; Solanaceae. Gene Ontology annotation, molecular function: nucleic acid binding; zinc ion binding. Bases 92 to 871 code for a protein of 259 amino acids.